Molecule: messenger RNA, 1601 nt
Organism: Mytilus trossulus (common blue mussel)
Lineage: Eukaryota; Metazoa; Mollusca; Bivalvia; Mytilida; Mytilidae
Product: myotubularin-related protein 2-like
Exons: 11
Coding region: 1-1071 (356 amino acids)
Biological process (GO): phosphatidylinositol dephosphorylation
Cellular component (GO): cytoplasm; membrane
Molecular function (GO): phosphatidylinositol-3-phosphate phosphatase activity; phosphatidylinositol-3,5-bisphosphate 3-phosphatase activity
Source: RefSeq, a predicted model, not a curated record
AUGGAAAUCGUAACACCUCAGGCUGCCACAGAUGAUGACAUCAAACAGGUGGCAUCAUUUAGAAGCAGAGGAAAAUUACCUGUUUUAUCUUGGAUUCACCCAGAAAGUAAAGCUACAAUAACCAGAUCAAGUCAGCCUCUGGUUGGUGUUGCUAACAGAAGGAACAAAGAUGACGAGGCCUAUAUACAGAUGAUAUUGGACGCUAAUGUUCACUCUAACAAGAUUUAUAUCAUGGAUGCAAGACCAUCUUUUAAGGCACUUGGUAAUAUUGUAAAAGGUGGUGGUUUUGAAAAAGAAGAAUGUUACCAGAAUGCAGAAAUUCUAUUUUUAGAUAUACAGAACAUACAUGUUGUUAGCGAUAGUUUAAUAAAAUUAUGUGAUGUGGUAUUCCCGACUAUAAACGAUGCUCAUUGGUUGUCUGAUAUAGAGUCAACACAUUGGCUUGAUCAUAUAAAGCAAGUACUAGCAGGUGCUUUGAGAGUUGCAGAUAAAGUUGAAUGUCAGAAGACCUCAGUAUUAGUUCAUUGUAGUGAUGGGUGGGACAGAACAUCUCAGUUGACCUGUUUAGCCAUGUUGAUGUUGGAUCCUUUCUACAGAACAAUCAGAGGAUUUGAAGUUCUUAUAGAAAAAGAGUGGUUGAGUUUUGGUCAUAAGUUUGCACAGAGAUAUGGGCAUGGUGAAGAUAACUAUUCAGAUAGAGACAGAUCUCCAAUAUUUGUCCAAUUUAUAGAUUGUAUUUGGCAGAUGACUAAACAGUUUCCCAAUGCCUUUGAGUUUAAUGAGCACAUGUUGAUCACCAUAUUGGACCAUUUAUACAGCUGUUUAUUUGGAACCUUUCUGUGUAACUGUGAACAGGCCAGGAUGACAGAGAAAGUUAUGGAAAAAACUGUGUCAUUAUGGUCGUUUGUGAACUGUCAGCUUGAGGAUUUUACCAACCCAUUGUAUGCCUCUUAUCUACACAAACAUGUACUGUUCCCUGUAGCUAGUAUGAGGAGGAUAGAGCUGUGGACAGCAUACUACUGUCGAUGGAAUCCUAGAAUUAGGCAUCAGGAAAGGAUUCAUCUGCCGUAGAUAGUGACUGAGAUUGAAGCAUCAUAUGUGACAACUCACCAAAAAGAUAGAGGAGUAACAAAAGGAAUUUCAACAGAAAAAUCUGAGUGGGCUUAGUCAAAACAACCAAGUUCAAGACCCAUUCCCAGAAUAUAGCAAAUAAAGCUGAUGAUUAAACAUUAUAUUUUCUGGUGAAAAUUGUUAUUUUGUCAAUAAAUCAGGCUGUUCAUUUUCUCAUUUGAUCUCAUGAAUUGUUUUGGUUUGUCAUUUUUAUGUUUAUUACAGCUGUAUUUGGGUAUGAAAUUUGUUCAUUGUUGAAGGUUGUUCAGUGAACUAUAGUUACUAACUUCUACAACAUUUGGUUUCUGGACGAAAGACGUCUGAUUAGGCAGCAAUUAUUCGAUUUUCAGGUGGUGGGGGCUAUGGAUUUCCCCCCCGUCCAACCUUCAGCGAAAACCAAUCUAAUUUUUGGCGACAUGUCGAAAACACUUUUUUUCUUUAAAUUUAAGCAUUACAUAUAGUGGCAGCUGAGGGUAAAUCAAAAUUUUUUU